This is a messenger RNA of Eruca vesicaria subsp. sativa (arugula), 365 nucleotides long. NCBI's taxonomy places the organism in Eukaryota, Viridiplantae, Streptophyta, Magnoliopsida, Brassicales, Brassicaceae. The record is from the annotation of a GenBank genome assembly.
AUGUCCGGUCUUCUUCAGUUCAAUUUCUUCCCAACCGAUUUCUAUUAUCCGAAGCCAAGCCGUGUAGAAACCGCUGACAUGUCUCUCAAACCUUGUGUUCAAUCAGUAUCUUCAUACGGAUUCAAGAAAGAUAUGGCGAUCGUUGUUGGAGAAAAGAACCAGAGUGGUUUGGUUCGUUAUGUCAACGGCGAGAUAAAACGGCGUGGAUCAUCUGAUGCAGCUACGUUUCUUGAGUAUUGUGACUCUACCAGUUAGUUUCUUUUUAUAGUUUUGACUGAAUAAAAUCUUGCUAUUUUUAUUUUAAUACUUGUUCUCGAAUAUUAUCACACAUUAUUUGUAAUGAAUUCUAUUACUUUAUAUCUCAU